Molecule: messenger RNA, 1184 nt
Organism: Anopheles bellator
Lineage: Eukaryota; Metazoa; Arthropoda; Insecta; Diptera; Culicidae
Exons: 4
Coding region: 33-728 (231 amino acids)
Source: RefSeq, a predicted model, not a curated record
UCGCUCAGGAUCGUGUUUUGGAAUCCGGAAGUAUGCAUAAACUAAUCGGAUUACUGGCAGCAUUCGCGUUGUAUCCAGCCAACGGUGAGACGACCUUCCGGCAGUACGUCGAGCUAAUGUUUCAGACGGAUUCGAUCUUCGAAACCCUGUGCCUUAGAAAAACCAACGACAGCGCCCAGGCCCAGCGCAUGGUGGCAGCGAAUAUAGAACUGCAAAACUGUGUCAACCGAUUUCAUGACCCGCAAAACUUUACCAACGGCUUGGACCAGCUGACCGUGGAGAGGCGCAAAGAGUUCAUCGACUACAAUUGUGCCGAGUUUGAGGAAAUUAAAAAGUGCUACAUUCCGUUCACGCGCCAAAUGGAGGUGUGCCUCAGCGAGCAGGACCUCGCGAUGGCCAAAACUCUCAUCAUUCUGGAGAAGGAGUUCGCGUUCAUUUGCGAGCGCGAUGGAGCUAACGUCAUCCCGACGCGGCACUCGAAUUAUUCGUUUUGCGCUGGAAAUCUCAGGGAGCUGAUGGAAAACUGUUCCAUGCCCGAGUGGCAACACCUUCGCAGCAAAACGCUCUCCACGCUGACGGAGCAGAAUUGCAGAGCACUUCACAAACUGUCCAGCUGCUUCCAGAACAAUAUCACCCGGUGCGGUGCGCCAUUGUUUACCCAACUCUUCAGCAUACGAUACCGGGACAUCAUUCGCCAAACUUCCUGCAAAGAAAGUAAUUCCAAUUGAUCAUCUCGACUCUAGACAAAUCAUUAUCUAAACACUAAAAUAAAUCGCUUAUGAGGGUUCUUUGCAUAUCUUUGAAACUCUCUCUUUCAUGUGCCAUAUUUACGUCUAGAAAAGUAAAAAUAAGCUAACGAAAGUCUACGCUAGGCUCUGCGCGUUGGUGAAUGUGUAUCUUUGGUAGAUACUGAUCACCUGCCGAGAGUGGAACUCCGCGAAGAUCCCACUGCCGAGACGCGAAGAGCAAAACACGCCACAAGUGCUGGAGAUGAAGAAGUUCCAUCUAUUCCAGACAUAGAACGAGGAAACCCGAGUAUGCUGAGAAAAUCCCCUGUGGACCAGAAAAUCAUAAAGCUAAAAAUAAAUCAAGGUUUUCCGCUUCGCCGUGCCGACGCUCGUCGGCUUCCGAGCAAGUGCCUGGAAGCGAGAGUAUAUGGAUUUUGUCGUCGUCAAUAAAAUAUG